Molecule: messenger RNA, 804 nt
Organism: Acanthamoeba castellanii str. Neff
Lineage: Eukaryota; Discosea; Longamoebia; Acanthamoebidae
Exons: 6
Coding region: 1-804 (267 amino acids)
Cellular component (GO): nucleolus
Molecular function (GO): RNA binding
Source: RefSeq, a predicted model, not a curated record
AUGCUCGCAAGUACGGAUUUCGUGACGGGUUUCCACAAGCGCAAGGUGCAACGGAGGAAGCAGGCCGAAAAGGAGGCCACCGAGAAGGAACGCCAGGCCCGCAUCCAGCGCCGGAAGGAGCUGCGCGAGGCUGAGGCUCUUGCGGCCGGCGGCGAUCUCCUCAUGCACAAGGCUAAGCAUCAGCAGGGACCGGGUGAGGAUGAGUUUGAUGAGAAGGAGAAUGUCAAGGACCACUUCAAGCACCUGCUCUCUUCGGACGACCCGGCGCGCAAGCGAAAGAGGGAAGAGGGCGAGGAAGACGGCGAAGGCGGCGAUGAGGACGAUCUGGACGACGACGAGGACGACGACGACGAUGAGAUGGAAGCGGCGGAGAGCGAGGAGGACGAGCGGGCGCUGAAGGAGACCUACGAGGGGGAGGAGACCGAUACGGUCGUGACCGUCACCUCGCUCGCCCUCAACGGCGAAGACGACCCGUUCUUCAAAACCGAAAACGAAGACGACGACGAAGACGGCGAAAACGAAAACGACAAUAACGAAGACGGCGAUGAAGGCGAAGGCGAGGAGGACGGCGAGGGCGAGGGCCACCACAACCACGUCGGCGCCAGGACGUCAGGAGGCGGCGGCAAGAAGUCGUCGUCGGCGGUGUCGAAGAAGAAGGCGUACAAGCCGCCGCCGAAGAAGGCCAAGAAGAUGCAGGGGCGGUACUCCUUCACUAAGGCCAAGAAGGCCCGCAGCAAGCGACGUGCCAACAACAAGCUCCCCGGCGCCAUGAAGUCCAAGAAGCAGCGAGGCGGCUCGCGCUGA